AUGGCGAGUCUACCUGGCAGCAGUGCUGACCACUUGAGCUCACAGGAGAGCCUGGCAAGUGGUAAGGGCCAAGCUGAGGAUAGCACAUCGGGCAUCUUCAGUGCCACGCAGACUUCUGACUCUCCGAUUCCUGACAUUGACAGUGAAAACAACUCAUGCAGUGGAGAGGAGAAGGAGCUAGUAAAUGAACAGAUUACCGAUGCCACAGCAGAUACUGCAGCGAAUACAGAAACUGUUAAGGAAGUGGAAACUUUGACUACAAGUUCUGAGCUGGAGGAGGAACUCCACACUGUAUCUGAGCCUCAUCCACUAAGGGAGACUACCAGCGCAGGCUCUGGGGAACUGUGCUACUUCAUCGGUGUCACGGAGGGAAGAAAAUCCUUGGAUUCUCAGACUGAUACCACUGAAACACUUGAGGACACACGAGUGUCAACCACCCAGUGCCACAUCCCCCCAAGUUCUAUUGGGGCUAGCAUGAGUGAAAGCGCAUACACCUUUACCAGUGACCCUCUACAGGUUAUCAAAUCCAUCAAGCUGGAGAGACAUGACCAAGAUCAAGCGCUGGCAUCCAGCGACGAGGAGGAUAUCUAUGGCCACCGCAUCCCUCACUCUUCCUCAGACGCCAGCGUGGCAGAAAUAGCAGUCUCGCAAGAUCUCACUCGGUCCAUGCAGGAAGAAAGCAUGUUAGUGAAAUCCGAGCAGCUUGCAGAGAGUUGGAUGGUUUAUUUUGGGCCGACCAGUGGCAUCCUCAGCUUGGUUGUGUCAGAGAAAUACAUCUGGUGUUUGGACUACAAAGGGUCUUUGUACUGCAGUUCCCUGCCUGGAGCCGGCCUACGCUGGCAGAAGUUCGAGGAUACCGUCCAGCAGGUGGCAGUCUCUCCCUCAGGAAAUCUACUUUGGAAAAUAGAGCAGAAGACAGACAAGGCCUUUGCGUGUGGGAAAGUAACAAUAAAA
Molecule: messenger RNA, 954 nt
Organism: Staurois parvus
Lineage: Eukaryota; Metazoa; Chordata; Amphibia; Anura; Ranidae
Source: the annotation of a GenBank genome assembly